GGGCGGCGGCCGCGCAGGCUCCGCGGGGCGGCGGCGCGGACGGACAGACAGACUGACGGAGGAGGGACGGGCGGGCGCACGACCAGGACAUGCCCGGGGAGGCCGCCCGCGCGGAGCUGCUGCUGCCCGAGGCCGGCGGGCCCGCGCCCCGCACAGAUCUCUCCUGUGAUGCAGCUGCUGCCACCAUCCCAAGAGGGGACCAGCGGGAGCCCCAUGCCCUGACCCCAAGGCCCAGCCCCCUGGCCCUCACGUUCCUGCCUGGCAAGCCAGGCACCCGGCCCCAGCCUGAGGGAGCCAGCUGGGAUGCAGGGCCUGGAGGGGCCCCCUCAGCCUGGGCAGACCCGGCAGAGGGUGGCCCGAGCCCAGUGCUGCUCCCUGAGGGCCUGCCCCCCGAAGCUCUGCCCUCCGAGGCUCCUCUCCCAGCCACCCUGGAGCCUCGGAUUGUGAUGGGUGAGGAGACGUGCCAGGCCUCCUCAUCGCCCAGGGCAGCCCGGCCAGCGCUCAGGGACCAGGAGGGUGGGCACCCCGGCUUGCACCCACCCCCCGAGUUGUGUUCUCAGGGUAAUCCUCCUGUGCCUUCCCCUCCCCCAGAGCCUGAUUCCUACUUCACGCCUCCCUCCACCCCCACCAAGACCACCUAUGCCCUGCUCCCUGGCCACGGGCCCCACAGGGACACAAGAGACUCAGAGGCUGAGUCGCUGGACUCACCACCCGCCUCGCCCUCCGGCUCCUACAUCACAGCCGAUGGGGACAGCUGGGCCUCAUCACCGUCCUGCUCCCUCAGCCUGUUGACUCCAGCCGAAGGGCUGGACUUCCCCUCAGGCUGGGGCCUCUCCCCACCAGGGUCGGUGGCGGAUGAAGGAGAGCUGCACCCUGCCGGACCCCCCUCCUCCGAGUCCAGCCUCUCAGCAGACAGUGGCUCUUCCUGGGACCAGGAAGGUCACUUCUUCGACCUGGACUUCCUGGCCAAUGACCCAAUGAUCCCCGCAGCCCUCCUGCCCUUCCGGGGCAGCCUCAUCUUCCAGGUGGAGGAGGUGGAGGUGACACCACUGCCCCAGGAGGAGGAGGUGAAGGCAGCGGCUCCCACCCCAGAUGGGGACCUGGCCGGGGAGGGUGAAGAGGACAGCACGUCCGCGUCCUUUCUGCAGUCACUGUCUGACCUGUCCAUCGUGGAGGGCGUGGACGAGGCUUUCGCAUUCCGGGAUGACACCUCGGCGGCCUCCUCUGACUCAGACUCGGCCUCCUACGCGGGGGCGGACGAUGAGCGGCUGUACAGUGGGGAGCCCCACGCCCAGCCCACCGCCCUGCUCCAGGACAUCCAGAAGACAGAGGAGAAGCGCGGCAACGGGGCUGAGGGACCGCAGGCUCGGGAGGGGGCCGUGUCCUGGGGCCCAGAGGAGGCCAUUCCUCAGGUCUCAGAGGGAGAGGCCCAUUUCAGCCAAAGCCGGGAACCAGUCGUGGACAGAACAGAAGAGGGCCUCGCUUUAGGCCAGGAGUCCACUGCAACUGUGACCCCUCACGGUCUGCAGGCAGCCCCAGGCCUCCAGAUGGAGGCAGCUACCAGGGUGGCCCCCCAGGCUGGGGAGGAAGAAGUGGACUCACCCGCUGGACAGGCGCCUGCUGCUGGGGCAAUGCCUCAGCCCUCCCAGGAGGGUGCAGGCCCCACGUUAGGCCAAGGGCCUGUCGCUGCAGAGAUGCCUCCAACUCCACAGGAAGAAGCAAGCCACAGACGCCCGGGCUGUCCUCAGAAUCUGAAGGAGGAAGGAAGGCCCAGCCUCCCCUCAGGCCCAGAGCCUGUGGCUGCGGCCACGCCCGUGCCUCAGCAGGCUGAAGGGGCUCUCGGCUUACCCCAGGACUCUGCUGUGGCAGCACCUCUGUCCCUGCAAGACCCGGGCCUUGCCUCAGGCUGGGAGCCUGUAGCUGCUGCCAUCCCUCAGGCCCUGCAGGCAGAAGCAAGCUGCUCCCCAGGGACAGUGUCCUCAACCUUCCUUGCUCUGCAGGAAGUAAAUGUGGCCUUAGGACUAAGGCCAGCACCUGAGGAAAGAGUCACAGCCCUCCCUGGAGGCCCAGAGCCUCCAGCCAUGGACCAGGUUUACCAGGAUGACCCACAGCCCGCCACAGAAGCUGGGACCCCUCAGGCUUCAUGGGAAGAUGCAGGUCUCACCUUGGGCAUGGUGGCCCCCAAUCUCCCUGAGCCCGCCUGUGACUCUGGGGAGGAAGUGGCCCGUCCCCCUGAGCCCGCCUGUGACUCUGGGGAGGAAGUGGCCCGUCCCCCUGAGCCCGCCUGUGACUCUGGGGAGGAAGUGGCCCGUCCCCCUGAGCCCGCCUGUGACUCUGGGGAGGAAGUGGCCCGUCCCCCUGAGCCCGCCUGUGACUCUGGGGAGGAAGUGGCCCGUCCCCCUGAGCCCGCCUGUGACUCUGGGGAGGAAGUGGCCCGUCCCCCUGAGCCCGCCUGUGACUCUGGGGAGGAAGUGGCCCGUCCCCCUGAGCCCGCCUGUGACUCUGGGGAGGAAGUGGCCCGUCCCCCUGAGCCCGCCUGUGACUCUGGGGAGGAAGUGGCCCGUCCCCCUGAGCCCGCCUGUGACUCUGGGGAGGAAGUGGCCCGUCCCCCUGAGCCCGCCUGUGACUCUGGGGAGGAAGUGGCCCGUCCCCCUGAGCCCGCCUGUGACUCUGGGGAGGAAGUGGCCCGUCCCCCUGAGUCCACCUCUGGCACUGGGGAGGAAGUGGCCCGUCCCCCUGAGCCUGCCUGUGACUCUGGGGAGGAAGUGGCCCAUCCCCCUGAGUCCAGCUCUGGCACUGGGGAGGAAGUGGCCCAUCCCCCUGAGCCCACCUGUGACUCUGGAGAGGAAGUGGCCCGUCCCCCUGAGCCAACCUCUGGCACUGAGGAGGAAGUGGCCCAUCCCCCUGAGUCUACCUCUGGCACUGGGGAGGAAGUGGCCUGUCCCCCUGAGCCCACCUGUGACUCUGGAGAGGAAGUGGCCUGUCCCCCUGAGCCAACCUCUGGCACUGGGGAGGAAGUGGCCCAUCCCCCUGAGUCCACCUCUGGCACUGGGAAGGAAGUGGCCCAUCCCCCUGAGCCCACCUGUGACUCUGGGGAGGAAGUAGCCUGUCCCCCUGAGCCAACUUCUGGCACUGGGGAGGAAGUGGCCCGUCCCUCUGAGCCCACCAUUGACUCUGGGGAGGAAGUGGCCCAUCCCCCUGAGCCUGCCUCUGGCACUGGCGAGGAAGUAGCCAAGGGCCUUUCUGUGCUUGAGCAGGAAGCGUGUCUCAAAGCCAGUGUGCACACAGGUGAUAGGGCCGAGCCCCACUCGGCCCCAGAGGAGGCCCUGGGGACUGAGAACCAGAUGGGAGCAGGCCCCGAGCUAUCAGUGCCCCUAAGUGCAGGAGAGGCUCUCAAGGUACAUCCUACUGCCUGUCCCAAGGUCAGCCAGGUGCAGCCGCUGAGCCCAGCUGGGGAGGGAAGAGGCCUAAGCAGCGAGGCCAUGGUGGGACCCGGGCUUCCCACAGAUGUGGCCACAGAGGCCGGUCUGGGCUCCUGCCCAGCGUCUUUAGCAGGGGCUGCAUCCAGGCUAGACAGGGGCUGCCCUGAAGAGCCUGUCCCCACAUCUGCACCACCCUCCUGGCAGCCGGAGCCUGUGCCAGGCCCGGGCAGUGGAGAGCAGCCCCAGGCAGCACCCAGUGUCCUCAGCCCCUCCCCACUGCAGCCCCCAGAAAACCCUGCCAGGAACCUGCCCAGCUCACCCCAGGACAGGCUCCCAAGUCCUGACACCCCUGCUCCUGGUGUUCUUGCCCGGGUAGCCCCGCCCCCCUUGGGGUCCCCAGUCCUCUGCCUGUGCCAGGAUCCCCAAGAAGACUCCAUGGAGGACAAGGAGCUCCCAGGCUCUCCGGGCCUCCCACUGCCCCGGGUAGGAGCCCAGCAGGCCACUGCUGCUGUCUCAGGAACCAUGCAGCCUCUGGGGGCUGGGCAGCGGGUCAGCCUCUUGCCCCAUUCCCCCCUCCUCAUCCCCAAGGAGGCCCCCAAGGAUGCCAAAGACCUGGCCUCACAGAUGUCAGCCCCCUGCCAAGUGCCUCCUCGCUCUGGAACCCAGAGCCCGCCUGGCCCUCAAGGGCUCCCCGCCCCCGAGCAGCAAGAGGACGAGGACAGCCUGGAGGAAGACUCAACGAGGGCCCCAGGCUCGGGCCAGCACUCAGAGAGCCAUGGGGAAUCAUCGGCUGAGCUGGACGAGCAGGACAUCUCAGCACCUCAGACCACCCAGUGCCCAGCCCAGGCCCCGACAGGCGGCAGCGAGGAGACCAUCGCCAAAGCCAAGCAGAGUCGCAGUGAGAAGAAGGCCCGAAAGGCGAUGUCGAAGCUGGGCUUGCGGCAGAUUCAGGGAGUCACCAGGAUCACCAUCCAGAAGUCCAAGAACAUCCUCUUUGUCAUUGCCAAGCCCGAUGUCUUCAAGAGCCCAGCCUCGGACACCUAUGUGGUCUUCGGUGAGGCCAAGAUCGAGGACCUGUCCCAGCAAGUGCACAAAGCUGCAGCCGAGAAGUUCAAGGUGCCCUCAGAGCCCUCAGCCCUAGUCCCCGAGUCAGCGCCCAGGCCCAGGGUGAGGCCAGAGUGCGAGGAGGAGGAGGAGGAGGAGGUGGAUGAGGCAGGGCUGGAGCUGCGUGACAUUGAGCUGGUGAUGGCCCAGGCCAACGUGUCCAGGGCCAAGGCUGUGCGUGCCCUGAGGGACAACCACAGUGACAUUGUCAAUGCCAUUAUGGAACUGACGAUGUAACUGCUGACAAGGAAGCUGGGUCCAUCCUGCCCUUCCCUCAGCUCUGCUGCUCAAUAAAGCAGUGCCCUUCACUGCU
Messenger RNA from Cynocephalus volans (Philippine flying lemur), 4839 nucleotides. It is a transcript of the gene NACAD, whose product is annotated as NAC alpha domain containing. The record is from RefSeq and is a predicted model, not a curated record. Gene Ontology annotation, biological process: protein targeting to membrane. NCBI's taxonomy places the organism in Eukaryota, Metazoa, Chordata, Mammalia, Dermoptera, Cynocephalidae. The transcript has 8 exons. Gene Ontology annotation, cellular component: cytoplasm; nascent polypeptide-associated complex. The coding region runs from base 90 to 4763 and encodes 1557 amino acids.